This is a messenger RNA of Morchella sextelata, 2178 nucleotides long. RefSeq lists its product as uncharacterized. The record is from RefSeq and is a predicted model, not a curated record. Gene Ontology annotation, molecular function: protein binding. The transcript has 3 exons. The coding region runs from base 1 to 2178 and encodes 725 amino acids. NCBI's taxonomy places the organism in Eukaryota, Fungi, Ascomycota, Pezizomycetes, Pezizales, Morchellaceae.
AUGGAGUCACGGAGGCCGAGGCCAUUUCCAGGGAGGAUCAGUAGUCUUUUCCGACGAAAGGGGAGAACUACUGAGCCUAACUCGCCUACCUUCAGCCCAUCUGAUAUCGAAUCAACAUCGUUCCAGGCAUAUGGGCUUUGGAGAAAGGGUAUGUGGAAAGAGCUCGAGGAGCUUGUACUACCGGCAUUACCUACGAUGAAAAGGACACUUGGCGAGACGAAUUUUGCCACGUUGCGGACAAUAUUUUUUCUUGCGCAAGCGUUUGCAGAGCAGGCUAGAUGGGAUGAAGUUGAGAAGUUGCUGUCGCCGGCUUUGCCAAUGUUAAGGAAAGCUGUGGGUGAAGUUGAUUCAGUUACACUGCGAUCAACGGUUCUCCUCGCACAGACCUUUGUGCAGGAAGGAUGGUGGGAAGUCACACUGUACUCGACCUAUUUCCUGGCAGCGACUGCUCUAAACCAGGCAAAGUGGGUGCAAGUAGAAGAGCUCUUGAAGCCAUCUUUACCGAUGAUGAAGAAGGAGUUGGGCCAAGGGAAUUCAGCCACCCUGCGGUCAACCUUUUUCCUUGCGCAAGCAUUUGCCCAACAGGCUCGGUGGAAAGAGGUGGAAAGGCUCAUUUUGCCGUCAUUGCCGAAGAUGAGGAGAGCACUUGGUAGCAUGGAUGCAGCCACCUUGCGUUCGACAGAUCUUCUUGCACAAGCGUUUGCGCAAGAAGAUAGGUGGGAGGAAAUUGAAGAGUUGCUGUUGCCAACGUUGCCAAAGAUGAGAGAGGGAUUGGGCGAGGCAAAUCCAGUAACUCUGGAAUCAAUAUACUUUCUAGCAACAGCACGCUUGAGCCAAGGCCGAUGGAAGGAAGUGGAGGAGCUUCUGGUGCCAGCACUACCAGUAAUGAGAGGUGAGGACGAGACUCACCCGGUUACCUUGGGGUCAACGUUCUUCCUCGCAGAUGCAUUAUCUGAGCAAGGUCGUUGGAGGGAAGUAGAAGAGCUCUUGGUUCCAGCACUGGCAAUCAUGAGAAACUCAAGAGAUCAAGGCAAGGCUGAUCCGAUUACUCUGCGCUCCACAUAUCUUCUCGCAGAAACAUUUUCAAGAAAGAAUCGAUGGACGGAAGUUGAAGAGCUGUUACUACCGGCGUUGCCGAUAAUGAAAAACAUGGAUCCAUCCGAUCCAGCCACUUUGGGGUCAACAUACUUCCUUUCUGAGGUGCUCUCGAGGCAAAAGAGGUGGAAGGAGGUGGAAGAGCUACUUUCGCCAGCAAUGCCCAUGAUCAAGAUUCUGGGAGAAGAUCAUGGGCUCGUUAUCAAAUCGUUAGAGAUCCUUGAAAAGGCAAUCCGGGAACAGGACCCAGACCAAAAGCUGUCAAAUGAAAUAAGUAAAGAAAAAGAAUGCAGACAGCGUCAAAAUAGGUCAAGCAAGGAACCCAUACCGGAGAGCGCCAUCGUGCCUUAUUUGAAGAGCAUCUUUGGCCAUAAAGAUAUCGGAUUUGGAUUACGUAUAACCCUCCAAGGACUUUUAUCGUUACCAUCAUCCACCCCCGAGAUAUCUGAAUGCUUUAUAGAGUUCAGAGAUUUCCAAGUCGAGUCGAUGCCCAGCCCAAUUGUCAUGACAUAUGAAAUCCAAGAGAACGAGAAAUUGAUAUUUCAAUCGAACAGGGAUAGCAAUAAAUAUAGCGAAGAGGAAUUAUUGGAUCUUUUCCGGACCUCUCUUUCAGGCCUACUAAAAGGCGCAUAUGUCCCCAUAGGGGUUGAGAAGACUAUGACAAAUUGCCAUGCAUUGGCACAAAAUUUCGACGACCGUGCUAGGUCCACUAUUUGGUCAAUUGUCGAAGGAAUCGAGGGUGUCGAGAACGUUGAAGAGGAUGGCACAAGGAACGUUUUUGCGAUUGCGUAUCGCUCCCCGAAAUUCCAAACUCUGUCUCCCCUACAGAGUACCGUACUGCCUUGGAUUGAGAUCCGGAGUCUCCACUCGAAUGACGUCUGCGGCCCAGUUGUCGAACCUCUGACGAUACAUCAUGUGUCCCCGGAUGAGGCCAGCUCCAAGAAUACUUCCCAGAACGUACCUCCGAGCCCUUCAACGGUGUCUUCUUACGAAUACUCGGUCCAUUCUUCGCCAAACUCGUCGCCAGAGCCGUUGCCUGGUGAUAAGCCUGGGGUGACAAGGGAGAGGGCGUUGGAGCUGUGA